GAAACCUUGACUAACUUUGGCUCCGUUGAAAUUGGUGACUGGUGUUGUCCGUCUCUGUAGUAGGAGCUUUAUUGAAAGUAAUUCGUCGGUGUGAAGGUGUGAAAAGUAAUCGCUGCAACUACCAGCGGGCACGUUUUUGUCAUCCACCAUGCCACCUGUCGAAUUGGAUAAGCCUAAGGCAGUUGGAGGAAACCAGCCAAGGCCACUGGAGCUGUCAGGACAUGUGGGGUUUGACUCUCUGCCAGACCAGCUGGUGGCAAAGUCUGUUCAGAAUGGCUUCACUUUCAACAUCAUGUGCAUUGGCGAGACAGGAUUGGGUAAGUCCACCCUUAUGGACUCAUUGUUCAACACCAACUUCGAGUCAUCUCAGAGUCCACACAACCUGACUGUUGUGAAACUGAAGGCGCACACAUAUGAGCUGCAGGAGAGCAAUGUCAAGUUGAAGCUGACGCUCUGACGCUGUGUGGACACGGUCGGCUACGGCGACCAGAUCAACAAGGAGGACAGCUUCAAAGCGAUCGUCGAUUACAUUGACACGCAGUUCGAGAACUACCUGCAGGAGGAGUUGAAGAUCAAGCGCUCGCUGUCGGCGUACCACGACACCAGGAUCCACGCAUGCGUCUACUUCAUCUGCCCGACGGGACACGGACUGAAAUCGCUAGAUCUCGUGUGUAUGAAGAAACUGCAAAGCAAGGUCAACAUCAUCCCCGUCAUCGCCAAGGCGGACACAAUCUCCAAAACCGAACUAGUCAAGUUCAAGCAACGCAUCCUGACGGAACUGAACGGCAACGGCGUGCAGAUCUACCAUUUCCCGAUGGACGACUCGACCGUGGCUGACACCAACCGCUCGAUGAACGCGCACAUCCCGUUCGCCGUCGUCGGCAGCACCGACUUCGUCAAGGUCGGCAACAAGAUGGUGCGCGCCCGCGAGUACCCCUGGGGGUACCGUGCAGGGUGAGUGUGGGUUGAGAACGAGAACCACUGCGACUUUGUGAAGCUUCGCGAGAUGCUGAUCCGCACCAACAUGGAGGAUCUCCGCGACACCACGCACACCAAGCACUACGAGCUGUACCGCCAAGCCCGGCUGGAGAAGAUGGGCUUCAGCGACGUGGGGCCGGACAACAAGCCGGUCAACUUCCAGGAGACCUACGAGACGAAGCGCUCGGAGCACCUGGACGAGAUGCAGCAGAAGGAGGACCAAAUGCGGCAAAUGUUCGUCCAGCGGGUCAAGGAGAAGGAGACGGAGUUGAAGGAGGCUGAAAAGCAGCUGCAGCAGCGCUUCGACAAGAUGAAGCGCGAGCACGGCGACGAGAAGCGCCGCGUGGACGACGAGCGCCGCCAGCUGGAGGAGGAGGUGGCCGAGUUCCACCGGCGCAAGGCCGCCCACCUGACCGCCUCCCACGGCGGCACGCUCACGCUCGGCAAGAAGAAGAAGUGAGCCGGCGGUGCGGCACGGCACGGCCGCGAGCGCGACCGGGACCAGCGGGCCGGACGGCGAGCUGGCGCGCCAGCC
Molecule: messenger RNA, 1513 nt
Organism: Pollicipes pollicipes
Lineage: Eukaryota; Metazoa; Arthropoda; Thecostraca; Pollicipedomorpha; Pollicipedidae
Product: septin-2-like
Exons: 10
Molecular function (GO): GTP binding
Source: RefSeq, a predicted model, not a curated record